GUUGUCGGCGCUCUGAUCUCAGUCCUAAUGAUUUGGCUGGUCACAGGUAUUCUCGUCUAUCUUGCUGUUAUGCGAAUCAUGCACGCACAAUACGAAAUCGACGGCAAGGUCAUGCUCAUCACAGCUGCAGUUGGAGUCGGUGUGAAUCUGAUUGUCUAUGCGCGCAAGGGUCUAUGUCUCAAAGAAUACCUCCUCAUAAGCCCGAAAAAACCCGAUUACAAAAUUGCUGAUCCCAUCUGUACCUUCAUAUUCUCCGUUCUCGUUCUGCUGACCACUGUCAGUAUUCUUAAGGAUGCACUGAACAUCCUGAUGGAGGGCACACCUAAAGGCAUCAAUUUUGCGGAGGUUCGACAGGCUCUCUACGAUAUCCCCGGUGUGGUUGAGGUUCACAACCUUCGUCUGUGGAGCCUGACCACCACCAAGAGCGCCGUUUCGGUGCACUUAGCAGUAUGUACGUGGAGCACCUGA
This is a messenger RNA of Dibothriocephalus latus, 468 nucleotides long. The record is from the annotation of a GenBank genome assembly. NCBI's taxonomy places the organism in Eukaryota, Metazoa, Platyhelminthes, Cestoda, Diphyllobothriidea, Diphyllobothriidae.